AAAGAGGACGAGGAGGAGGAGAGCGGUCGUCCGGGGUUAGGUUCGGGGGGGUUGGUACGUUUAGGCCAGGCGAUGACUCACGACCCAUCCCAUCUCCCAAAUGCCGCCCGCCCGCCCGCGCUGAGCUAGCUCCAUGGCUUAGGAGGAGGCGGUGGCGAGCGGGGGGAGGGGGACUCUUAUUUUGUUAGGGGGACCGGGCCGAGGCCCUACCGGCCUGGCGGGGCUCGCCCGGAGCCGGGCGUCAUGUCUCAUGCGGCCGAGCCAGCUCGGGACGGCGUAGAGCCCUGCGCGGAGGGCCAUCGAGCAGUGUUCGUGCUGUUGGAAGAGCACAGGCCGGCCAACUCGGCCCAUCUGCUCAGCCUGAACUCUCUGCUUCCGGAAUCUGGGAUUGUUGCUGACAUUGAAUUAGAAAACAUCCUUGAUCCUGACAGUUUCUACGAGCUCAAAAGCCAACCCCUACCCCUCCACUCCAGCCUCCCAAUAUCACUGCAGGCCACACCAGCCACCCCAGCUACACUCUCUGCAUCGUCUUCUGCAGGGGGCUCCAGGACCCCUGCCAUGUCCUCAUCAUCUUCCUCUCGGGUCUUGCUGCGGCAGCAGCUCAUGCGGGCCCAGGCGCAGGAGCAGGAGAGGCGUGAGCGUCGGGAACAGGCUGCAGCUGCUCCUUUCCCCGGUCCUGCACCUGCCUCACCGGCCAUCUCUGUGGUCGGAGUCUCUGCUGGUGGCCACACAUUGGGUCGCCCACCCCCUGCUCAGGUGCCCAGGGAGGUCCUCAAGGUUCAGACCCACCUGGAGAACCCUACACGCUACCACCUUCAGCAAGCUCGUCGGCAGCAGGUGAAACAGUACUUGUCUACCACACUUGGGCCCAAGCUGGCUUCCCAGGCCCUCACCCCACCACCAGGGCCCACCAGUGCCCAGCCACUUCCUGCCCCUGAAACUGCCCAUGCCACUGGCCCCACAGGCAGUGCUCCUAACAGCCCCAUGGCACUGCUCACCAUUGGGUCCAGCUCAGAAAAGGAGAUUGAUGAUGUCAUUGAUGAGAUCAUCAGCCUAGAGUCCAGUUACAACGAUGAGAUGCUCAGCUAUCUGCCUGGAGGCACUGCAGGGCUGCAGCUCCCCAGCACGCUACCUGUGUCAGGGAAUCUGCUUGAUGUGUACAGCAGUCAGGGAGUGGCCACACCAGCCAUCACUGUCAGCAACUCCUGUCCCGCUGAGCUGCCUAAUAUCAAACGGGAGAUAUCUGAGACCGAGGCAAAGGCUCUUUUGAAGGAACGGCAGAAGAAAGACAAUCACAACCUAAUUGAACGACGCAGGCGAUUCAACAUUAACGAUAGGAUCAAAGAGCUGGGCACCCUCAUCCCCAAGUCCAAUGAUCCGGAAAUGCGCUGGAACAAGGGCACCAUCCUAAAGGCGUCUGUGGAUUACAUCCGCAAGUUACAGAAGGAACAGCAGCGCUCCAAAGACCUGGAGAGCCGUCAGCGAUCCCUGGAGCAAGCCAACCGUAGCUUGCAGCUCCGAAUUCAGGAGCUAGAACUGCAGGCCCAGAUCCAUGGUCUGCCAGUACCUCCCACUCCAGGACUGCUCUCCUUGGCUACAACUUCGGCCUCUGACAGCCUCAAGCCAGAGCAGCUAGACAUUGAGGAGGACGGCAGACCCAGCACAUUUCAUGCAGCAGGGGGACCUGCCCAGAAUGCGCCUCAGCAGCAGCCCCCAGCACCACCCUCAGAUGCCCUUCUGGACCUACACUUUCCCAGUGACCACCUGGGGGACCUGGGGGACCCCUUCCACUUGGGGCUGGAGGACAUUCUGAUGGAGGAGGAGGAAGGGGUGGUGGGAGGGCUGUCGGUGGGUGCCCUGUCCCCGCUUCGAGCUGCCUCUGACCCCCUGCUUUCUUCAGUAUCCCCGGCUGUCUCCAAGGCCAGCAGCCGCCGCAGCAGCUUCAGCAUGGAGGAGGAGUCCUGAGCAGGCUUCACCUCUCCCUUGGGACUUCCCACACUCCCAUGAGACUGCCCUAAGAAUUCUGGGGGGAAAAGGAAUUGCAGUCAGGUCCUACCCCCAUAGUAGGCAAAGAGGAGGAAUCAGGUGAAGCCCCACCCCUUUUCCAAGGGAGCGGCCAGGCGAAGGUAUGUCCGAGGCAGGAGAGAGCUGUGAAAUCUCAGUUCAUCCCCUGAGGAACACAGCCUUGCCCCUGCCCCCUGGGCCUAUCUUUGCCUAGGUGAGGGAAGGAGGUAGAAUGAAGUCAUACCUCUGGACCCCAAGGACCUUCCUAAACAGGUCUCUUAAGAAAAGGAGAUGCCAGGAUACUGCUCCAUUCCUCCUCUGGGAAUUGUCGGUCUAGCCUCUCCUGGCACCAGAAGAAAAGUGAAAAUGAUGAAGGUCUCACUCCAGGAGGUUUAAGCCCUACUCUUUCCUCAUGACCUCUGCCUUGCCCUGGCAAGGCACGGAUGGAUGUUAUUCAACCCCUUCCCCAGGGAACCACCCCUUCCCUGUAGGAAGAGCCCAGCACAGUCAUUUCAGGCAUGGAAGAAUCAUUUAGCUCUGAGCUCCCACAUGGAGGACAGAGCCCCACCCAUGGCCCAUAACAGCAUUCCACUGAGCAGGGAGGAGCAGUACCUGAACUCCCCAUCUUAACCUGGGACCAACCUGGAACUUGGUCUAGGAGGGCUCUGAGCAGCCCUUGUUCUUGGGGAAGGGAGCAGAUCUUGAAAUCUUGUGGAUUGACUUUCCAGCCCUAAGUCAGGAGGGAGACGUAGACCCUCACUCUUGGGAAGAUCUCGCCUUUUCUUUCUCGAAGGCCAGGUUGGGGAGCUGAUAGGGAUUAGUGGGGACCCAGUCUAGCUGCCCAAAACUUUACUACUCCUAAUACUUUUCUCCCACUUAUAGAAAAUAGUUUUAAAGAAAGGGGGACAUGCAGGCUAUUUCCUAGCCCAGGAAAAAGAAGUCUCCCUUCUAAAGCAGGGGCUUAGAGGCAAGGUGGCAAGAGUAUAUUGUACCCCCUCAUUUGUUUAUGUGAUUUUUUUCUUAUCGACCCCCCUGCCCCCAGAAGCUCGGUCAACCCUGACCUCUGCCCCCACCUCCAUUUGGACGAUUCCCUCUAUUUCAUUUACAAGAGCCAGUCUCCACCCAUCCCCACUCUUCCUACCACCUACACCCAAGGUCUUCAGCUUUAGAUUGCUGGGGCCAGGCCCCAAGGAGGGUGUACUGAGGGGUCUGUAGGUUGUGACUAAAAUAAUAAAUGCUAGGCGUGUUUGAUGCGCUUUUAACUUUGGCAA
Nannospalax galili (Upper Galilee mountains blind mole rat) is the source of this 3275-nucleotide messenger RNA. It is a transcript of the gene Tfe3, whose product is annotated as transcription factor binding to IGHM enhancer 3. Gene Ontology annotation, cellular component: nucleus. Lineage: Eukaryota; Metazoa; Chordata; Mammalia; Rodentia; Spalacidae. Gene Ontology annotation, molecular function: DNA-binding transcription factor activity, RNA polymerase II-specific; protein dimerization activity; RNA polymerase II cis-regulatory region sequence-specific DNA binding. The transcript has 10 exons. The record is from RefSeq and is a predicted model, not a curated record. The coding region runs from base 244 to 1965 and encodes 573 amino acids. Gene Ontology annotation, biological process: regulation of osteoclast differentiation; positive regulation of DNA-templated transcription; regulation of transcription by RNA polymerase II.